AUGAAAGUGGGCUUUACGGUGUUGUACCGAGCGAUUGUUGGAAGAUCUCACCAGACAGUUCCUGUUGGCCGGCGAAUGCUACAGGGUGCUGUGUUUGUUGCAGCGAGCCGGAUUCAGAACUACUCGAGCUUGAGAUCAAGCGAUAGGGAGAAGGACGAGAGCGACAAGAUUACCACUGGCAGGCAGCACUCUGGGUCUUCUUUCAAGUUCAUCACAGAGAGAGACAGGCUUCUGGCGCAAACUACAGGGAUCCUAGAAAGACUGAAAAUCAAUGUACGGUGGGUUCUCACCAAGUCGAACCGUCCGUUUAAUACUGACGAUAUUGGCGCGUUCAUCUCGUGGGUUCUCGUGAGCAACGUGCUGCUGAUAAUCCUGGGGACGACGACGUUCGCCUCUCUGGUCAUAUAUCUGAUGAACACGGUGCUGGCACAGGAGUAUCUGGCAACGAAGGUAGGUAACUUCCUGACGAAGAACAGUGCGCUCUCUGUGGUUUUCGAGAGUGCGAUCGUGCCGGACUGGUCCUCGGGGAAGAUCUGCUUCAAUAACGUGUUUGUGUCGAGAAGGCCGAAGGUGUCACACAGCUUUACCAAGGGUUCGCAGAAGGAGGCUCUGCAGCGGACGCAGCUGGCGCUCAGUGAUCGUCUGCUGGUAAGCAGAGAGGAUUUCGACGACGGCAACUACACGCAGUACGAUCUGACCAUUGACCAGCUGGAAAUUUCGUUGAGCCUUACCAAGUGGCUGAAUGGCAAAGGGAUCCUCGACGAGGUCGCCAUUAAUGGACUGAGAGGUGUUGUUGAUAGGACGCACGUUGUGUGGAAACCUAAUGACGACCCGAGAAACUACAGAAAUGUACACCAACCGGGCGAUUUUGAAAUAUCCAAUUUUUCGAUGAGCGACGUCCUCUUCACGCUGUACCAACCAAAUGGUUUCAGACCAUUUCAAGUGAGCAUUUUCAACUGCAAACUCCCUCAGCUGAGAAAGCAUUGGCUGUUCUACGAUAUCUUGAACGCCGACAGUAUGAGCGGCACAUACGACAACUCCAUGUUCACGUUCCACAAGAAAUACAACGUCGAGAGCACGCCGUUCUCCUCGUCGGAUGCCUCUCCCUGGAAGAGAGUCACCAGGCUCAGGGUCGAUAACCUGGCGAUAGAUCAUCUGAAUGCUGGCAUGGAGGGUCCCUUCGGCUGGAUCACCGAAGGCCAAGUCGACAUGGUCGGCGAUGCAUUGCUCCCUGACAAGGAGGCAGACGCGUCGCAGUUGACCGAGAUCAUCGCUGAGAUCGGAGACCGGCUGUUCAAAGAGGCUCAAAGACACGAUCUUUUGCCCUUUCCACAAAGGCCCCAGGCCUCGGAGAUUGACCCAGACAAAUACUUCAUGAUGGAUUUCUCGCUGAAACUGCACAACGUCAAAGCUGAAGUACCGCUUUUCAACUCAGAACUCGGUUACAUCAACAAUGCGCUAAUCAGGCCCAUUGUCGGAUACAUAAACUCCACAAGAACUUACAUCCCCAUCAGAUGCCGCGUGGUAAAGAGCAUCUCCGACUUUGAAGGCUCCUGGACCAUCUACGACUGUCUAUUGAUGCGGGACCUGAGUGCAGAAGUCUACGAUGCGUUUGCAGAUUACGUGGCCGAUGACCGCAAGAGAUCCGUAAGAUUGGCCCGCGUGGGAUUCUGGUCGUUACAGAUUAUUCUGCAAGUGAUACUGAUGAGCCUAGGAGCCAUAGCCUAG
This is a messenger RNA of Torulaspora globosa, 1728 nucleotides long. RefSeq names its product Mdm31p (gene MDM31). Bases 1 to 1728 code for a protein of 575 amino acids. NCBI's taxonomy places the organism in Eukaryota, Fungi, Ascomycota, Saccharomycetes, Saccharomycetales, Saccharomycetaceae. Gene Ontology annotation, cellular component: mitochondrial inner membrane. The transcript has a single exon. The record is from RefSeq and is a predicted model, not a curated record. Gene Ontology annotation, biological process: mitochondrion inheritance.